GCGGUGCCUGCGAGCUCUGGCCCCUCCCCCGGCCGCCAUUGCCAGGCCUGCCGGUUCCUCUGCGCAGCUUCUUCUCUUCCCUGGGUAGAGCCGGGCACCGGCCCAACGGGGCAUUCCCUGACCGGGCCCACAUCUUCCCACGGCCAGAGCGCACUGUCCCCAAACAGUGCACCUGCCGGCGGUCCCAACCCAGCGGGAGAAGUGGACAUGAGGUUGGCAGGCCCGCUUCGCGUCGUGGCCCUAGUUGUCACUGUGGGUCUUACCUGGAUCAUAGUCAGCAUCCUCCUGGGUGGGCCUGGCAGCGGAUUUCCUCGUAUCCAGCAACUCUUCAACAGCCCAGAAAGCUCUGUGACUGCAGAACCACGGGCCAGGAAGUACAAGUGUGGCCUGCCCCAGCCAUGUCCUGAGGAGCACCUAGCCUUCCGCAUGGUCAGUGGGGCUGCCAACGUCAUCGGACCCAAGAUCUGCCUCGAGGACAAGAUGCUCAUGAGCAGUGUCAAAGACAACGUGGGCCGUGGGCUGAACAUUGCCCUGGUGAAUGGGGUCAGCGGUGAGCUCAUUGAGGCCCGUGCCUUCGACAUGUGGGCUGGAGAUGUCAAUGAUCUGUUGAAGUUCAUUCGGCCACUACAUGAAGGUACCUUGGUGUUUGUGGCAUCCUACGACGACCCAGCCACCAAGAUGAAUGAAGAGACCAGGAAGCUUUUCAGUGAGCUGGGCAGCAGGAAUGCCAAGGAGCUAGCUUUCCGCGACAGCUGGGUGUUUGUGGGGGCCAAGGGUGUGCAGAACAAGAGCCCCUUUGAGCAGCAUGUGAAGAACAGUAAGCACACCAACAAGUAUGAGGGCUGGCCUGAGGCACUGGAGAUGGAAGGCUGCAUCCCGCGGAGAAGUGUGGCCAGCUAGCACAGCCAAUCACCAGGACCAGGCCGAGGGAGUCUGCAUGGUGCCAACACAGAGUCGAGGUCUUGCCCCAUGCCCAGGCAGGAGGCUCCCCAGCCCCAACACAUCAGGGCUCUGAGGCAGUGACCCCAAGAUGAUGGGGACUGUGGAGCUGGCCCAUCAUACUUUGUCAUAGGAGCCCAGGUACCCCUCUCCUUUUCCUAAAGCUGGUCCCAGUCAGCCCCCACUUAGCCCUUUCUUCCACUCAUGUCAUCUCCUUCCCAAUUCCCAAGUGCCCCUGGCUGCAAAGGCUCUAAGUGCCCAUUCUUCUCACUGUAGUAGCUACUUGGCAGGUUGGGGCAUCUUCCAGAACCUCUCCCUUCCAGACCCACUCACUAUAUUGUGGUCCAAACUUGCUUACAGUGUGAUUGCUUUCAGUGAGCCAAACCUAGUAAGCACUUUCACACGCCUGCCUGCCUCUAACCUCACUCUCAGCAGGAGAGGGGCCCUUAGAGCAGACUGGCCUUGGGUAGUGAGGUAGCCAGAGCCUGGUCACAGCCCCUAAUGCAGUACAUGGCAGUAUGUGGUUUGUCAGAGGGCCCACCUUCUAGAUGACCUCUUAAUAAAUUGAUGGCCCACAAUGGAAUGAAAUGCA
Messenger RNA from Ictidomys tridecemlineatus (thirteen-lined ground squirrel), 1531 nucleotides. RefSeq names its product FAM3 metabolism regulating signaling molecule A (gene Fam3a). The record is from RefSeq and is a predicted model, not a curated record. Lineage: Eukaryota; Metazoa; Chordata; Mammalia; Rodentia; Sciuridae.